Molecule: messenger RNA, 587 nt
Organism: Cylicocyclus nassatus
Lineage: Eukaryota; Metazoa; Nematoda; Chromadorea; Rhabditida; Strongylidae
Source: the annotation of a GenBank genome assembly
AGCAGGAGACCAACAACAGGAUGUUGAAGCUGCUAGUGCUCCUCGCUCUUGCCAUGGCAAUCCCUGCAGCGCCUUGCGCCAUGGAAGACAUACCUGGAGUAAGUAAGGCCAACAUGGAAAGACUACGUCAAAUAAUGGAUCCUCGUCUCAGGAUUGAAGAAUGGGAGAACAGUUUACCGGAAGCAGAAAGGAUUGCAGCUAUAGCUCACAGAGAACGAAUACAAGAUAAACAUCUUACUGUGUUCCUUCGAAGAGACAUUCCCGGUGUGAGCAAAGCCAGUAUGGAUAGGCUUCGUCAGAUAUUGAACCCAAGACCAGAAGGGCCGGGAGAUUUCGAGCAGAAAAUAAACGAAUGGAUAAACAGUCUUCCACCAGAGGACAAAGCCGCGGCAGAAGCGCACCGGGCAGAAAUGCAUCAAAAACGUGGACCUCCUCCUCCUCCUCCGUUCUAAAACUACAGUUAAAAUGACCCCCCCCCCCCCCGUCGCACCUCUGGGCCUGUAGUAAACCCCCGGAUGUCGUGACUUAUAGCUUGGAGUAUGCUGUGACAUGUGCUGACUAUCAUGGAGCGAGGCUGGCAGAGCGGC